AUGAGUGUGAUUGAAAUAGGGAAGAAUUCAUCACCAUUUAUCCUAAUGCAAGGAACACUUGAAAAAUUAAAAGAACGAGAAUUUCCAUGGAUUUUUUCUGGCAAAAAAUUUUUUACAACAUGGGUGCUUCGUUACUACGUGCUCAAACAUGCAGACGUUCCUGAUCAAGAAGCAUUUCUAUUGGAACAACAUGAAGAUUGCACUCCUUUCUCAAAAGUUCGUAAAACUUUGGAUUUACGAUAUGUCCUACAGAUUGAUACCAAUAUUUCUUUGAAAGUUGGUAACCAGAAUUGGGUUCUCGCAAUUCAUUACAAAGCAAAACAUAGUGAAAGGCUGGAAGUUCUGUACUUGGCUGCCCACAGCGAAACAGAGAUGAACAUGUGGAUCAUGAAAUUAGGCUAUGCUUGCAAACUCCGAAAACAAGAUGGUGACGACCAUCAGUUGGUCGCAGGCUGUGUGAAUAAUCGCUGCUUCACUGAUAGUUCUAAGGUAGAAACGCCCACUGUGUCAAAUAUUAUCACUAAUAAUACCAAUUGCACAGGCUCUGUGACCACUCAUACUUAUAUUCGUUUAAAAGAUUGCUCCUCAACACGAUCAUUAGGAAGUAGCUCAGCAUCUUUGAACUCAAGCAUCGCGAGUUCAUCUACCUUAUCUGAAAAUCUUCCAUUUAAGAAUUCAUUUCUGAUUCCUCCUCCCAUACCACCCAAGCCAAGCCAUAGUUUGCGUACACAGAAAGGCGAAAAACAAAUUUUUGAAUCAGGUAGAUGUGCUUUGGACCAACCACUCAUUCCUGCAGAUGUUCAUGAGAUUCUUACUGUGAAAGAGGAAGAGUGGAGCAAUGAAACAGUCCAUCCGGGUGUAGUUGGCUCGAUCGAUGCAGAAAGGACUUUUUUAUCAUCUGAUUCCUCAUUAAUGCCUACCGUUUCUAAUUCGAGUGCUCCUAAGCCACAUCCACGUCGCCGUAACUUUCAUAACAUUCCUCCCGAGGUAAACCGGUCUUGUAAGCCGACUGGAAUCAAAUGUAUUGCUAUAAAUACUGGUCGGGAAAAAUCCAGUGCCGAUGAUUGGAAAAAAGAGGUACCCAUGACGUCAUCACGAUUUUUAUCAACUAUUCCUUUGCAUCAACAGUCUGUGCAUGCUGCAGCACUGCAGAAUAGACAAAUCCUAAUUAGUCAGGAAGCUUUGUACGGUACUGAAUCAAUGAGAAUGACCAAUGGCAUGCUGGAUUAUCUUGAUCCUGUGAAGGAGCCGUUAGUACAAGCACAACCUUUUAUUAAAUCUUCGCAACGACCGAAAAUUUCGUGUGCUAUUGAGUAUACACAAAUUGAUGAAGAAAGCACAAAGGCAGUUUUGAAAGCCAAUGUACGACAAGACGAGAUGCGACGUAAUGGCUUUUCAGUUUGA
Molecule: messenger RNA, 1404 nt
Organism: Acanthocheilonema viteae
Lineage: Eukaryota; Metazoa; Nematoda; Chromadorea; Rhabditida; Onchocercidae
Source: the annotation of a GenBank genome assembly